CCAUCUGCGCGGAUUGAACGAUGGGCUCUCCGGUUACAACAGUACCAAUUUAAACUACGACACCGACCCGGUAAAACCAAUCCAGCUGAUGUACUAUCCCGUAAACCUUUGUCAACACUCGAAAAGAACAGCAUUGCAGAAGAUUAUGUAAAUUUUUUAACCGACCAUCUAGUGCCUAAAUCGAUGAACAGGCAGGAAAUUGAGGAAGCGUGUCAGAAGGAUGCUGAAAUGCAAGCUCUUAUAACGGCCAUUAGAAAAAACCGCUGGCCACGAAAACCAGCUGGUAACACUAACAACAAUAAGAACGAUAAUAACAUCGAUCUAACGCCAUAUCACAGUAUUUGUAACGAACUAACAGUUUCAGAUAACGGUAUCGUACUACGAGGAAACCGACUUGUUAUGCCCAAGAAACUACGAAGCCACACAUGA
Molecule: messenger RNA, 429 nt
Organism: Paramuricea clavata
Lineage: Eukaryota; Metazoa; Cnidaria; Anthozoa; Malacalcyonacea; Plexauridae
Source: the annotation of a GenBank genome assembly